Pseudoliparis swirei is the source of this 4129-nucleotide messenger RNA. Its product is annotated as phosphatidylinositol-3-phosphatase SAC1-B. Bases 660 to 2357 code for a protein of 565 amino acids. Gene Ontology annotation, molecular function: phosphatidylinositol-4-phosphate phosphatase activity. Gene Ontology annotation, biological process: phosphatidylinositol dephosphorylation. Gene Ontology annotation, cellular component: endoplasmic reticulum. The record is from RefSeq and is a predicted model, not a curated record. The transcript is spliced from 21 exons. NCBI's taxonomy places the organism in Eukaryota, Metazoa, Chordata, Actinopteri, Perciformes, Liparidae.
GGGGGACUUCACCCUGAUCCGGGUCACGAGUGAUCCGGAUCAGUGACGUAGCGGACUAGCUGGUCCCCUCGGGCUUCGCGCUGCCGCUCCUAAGCUAACUGAGCUAACUGCACCUGAUCCCGCACGAAUGAGCUCCGUUCAAACGGGUCCGAUGGGGCAGCGACCAGCCGUUACCGGCCCGUUAUGAAACGGGAGUCCCGUGUCACCGGGAGAUCCGAGACACGAGCCGGUUUACCGGAAGCAGGCUGCCUGUAGCCCGUCACUGGAGACUACACCUGUUAGCUCACAGGGCUAACAGGUGUAGUCCGUCUGGCCCGCUUCGCACCUGCCGAGUGAAGGCAGGGCGCUCAAGUUGUGAAGACAGGCAAGCUGACAUUUCCAUCAUCACCCGAUGUUGACGGAGGGGGGGGGGCUCUGCGGCGACCGCGAUCGGCGCAUUGAGCGCCCUGCAUGCAAACAUUCAAGAGCCGAGAGGUUUUCAGCGUGAGAAAUACGAUGUGUGGCGGGAGACGCGGACCACACCAGAGAAGUUCUACAUAGAGGCUCUUGAUGAUGGAUCUGAGGACGUCCUGUCCAUCGACAGAGUGUCCACCGAGACCACCCUCACAGUGAGGAGGGACGUCCCCGUGGUGGCUGAGUCCAGACCGAUCUGUGGCCUGAUGGGGACCGUCCGCCUGGUGGCAGGCAUGUACCUGGUGGUCAUCACAAAGAAGAAGAAGGUGGGCGACCUGCUGGGCCACGCGGUGUGGAAGGCCGUGGACUUCGACAUCAUCUCCUACAAGAGGACGAUACUGCACCUGACGGACGACCAGAUGCAGGACAACAAGGCGUUCCUCUCCAUGAUCCACGGCGUGCUCCACACCGACGGCUUCUACUUCGCCACGGACUACGACCUGACGCACACGCUGCAGCGCUUAGCCAACACCAGCCCCGAGUUCCACGAGAUGAGCCUCCUGGAGAGGGUUGAAUUUCCUCAGCUGCCUCAGGAAGAACAUCCUCUGCUGGGCCUUCUUGGAGAUGGAGCCGAUGUUCAGCUCCCACUUGAGGUCCUGGGAGAUGAUGGAGCCCAGGAAGCGGCAGAUCAGCGUUUCGUCUGGAACGGCCACCUGCUGAGAGAAUUCAUGUUGCAGCCAGAGUUGCACAAGUUUGUGUUUCCCGUCGUCCACGGCUUCAUCACCAUGAAGUCGGGCUGCAUCGGGGGGAGGGUCUUCGAUUGGAUCAUCAUCUCCAGGAGGAGCUGCUUCAGAGCCGGAGUCCGCUACUACGUCCGAGGCAUCGACUCUGAAGGCCACUCUGCCAACUACGUGGAGACGGAGCAGAUCGUGCAGCACAGCGGCGCCAAGGCGUCGUUCGUCCAGACGAGAGGCUCCAUCCCCUUCUACUGGUCCCAGCGGCCCAACCUCAAGUACAAGCCCAAACCGCAGAUCAGCAAAACGGGGAACCACUUGGACGGAUUCCAGAGACACUUUGACUCUCAGAUUAUUCUCUAUGGAAGACAAGUCAUCUUGAACUUGAUCAACCAGAAGGGCUCCGAGCAGCCGCUGGCGCUGGCCUUCGACAAGAUGGUGACCGGCCUGGGCAACGGCAUGGUCAAGUACAUCGCCUUCGACUUCCACAAGGAGUGCAGCCGCAUGCGGUGGCACCGCCUGCAGAUCCUGGUGGACAUGGUCGCCGAGACGCAGGACGAGUUCGGAUAUUUCCUGGUGGACGCGGACGGGAAGGUGAUGCUGACCCAGGAGGGAAUGUUCCGGAGCAACUGCAUGGACUGCCUGGACCGCACCAACGUCAUCCAGAGCAUGCUGGCCCAGCGCUCGCUGCAGCUGCAGCUCCGGAGGAUGGGCGUCCUCCACGCCGGCCAGCAGAUCGAGGAGCAGGCCGACUUUGGCAAGAUGUUCAAGAACGCCUGGGCCGACAACGCCGACGCCUGCGCCAAGCAGUACGCCGGCACCGGCGCCCUGAAGACCGACUUCACCAGGACCGGGAAGAGGACCCAGUGGGGGCUGGUGAUGGACGGCUGGAACUCCAUGAUCCGAUAUUACAAGAACAAUUUCUCCGACGGUUUUAGACAGGACUCCAUCGAUCUGUUCCUGGGGAACUACGCCGUGGACGAGGCGGACCGGGCCGACCCGCUGCGUGACCCCAAAGACUGGAAGUUCCUGACGUUGCCCAUCGUCAUGGUGGUGGCGUUCUCCAUGUGCAUCAUCUGCCUGCUGAUGGCCGGCGAGACGUGGACCGAGACGCUGGCCUACGUCCUGUUCUGGGGCUCGGCCAGCGUGGUGACGGGCGGCCUCAUCCUCUUCAACGGGCUGGACUUCGUCGACGCCCCCAAGCUGGUCCAGAAGGAGAAGCUGGACUGAAUGUGUGCGUGUGGAAAGCAGCUCGGCCCCGGGGACCUCGCCGCCUCCUCCUCCUCCGGCUCUUUGUCACUUUACCCCCAGCAUCAGCACCCGCAGGCCUGGAGCCUUUACUAACGGAGGGGGGGGCGGUGGUGAAGCGGGGGCCGGGGCGUGGGCGUGGCCUGUGAGUGCACGGGGCCGGCUGCUGUCCACACGGCAGCGACUGUCGCGUGGACGGGACUGUCUGUCCGCGCUGGACCAGAACCUCCGGGUUCGUUCUUUUUCUGGAUGUGAUUCUGUUUCCAUGGUUUCAGAGGAAUGCGGCGGGACCGACGCGUCGACGUCCCGCCGGCGUCCCUCGGCGGGCGCGUCGGGGUCGGUUCAGGUGUCCUUCUAUUAAUUUGUAUUAUUAUUAUUGCCAAUUUCCGUUCAUCCCCAGGCGCUCUGCUGACGAGCCCCUCUCGACCUUUGACCUCUUCGGCGUCUCAAAAGGCCGCGCCUUCACUUCAUAUCGAAAUCCGACAGGUUUGCUGUGUAUUUCCUGCCGACGCGGUGAGACGUCAGCGGCUGUUUAUUCACCGUGAAAAGUGAUUUUUGCACAGAAGCGUUUUCUUAAUCCUCGAGUCAGAACAAACGGAAGCUGUUGUGACGCCGCGUUACCGUGGAGAUCUCUUUACAGGGCGGUGUGCGGCGGCGUUUAGGUAUCGAGCCACCGGCACGCGUCGAGUUCGUGAUGACGUCGUCGAGUUGUUUUAAUUAGCCGUAGCCUCCGGCUGUCAGACCUCCCCAAGAAGAUCAACACGACUAAACUACAAACAUGGCUGCUUGUUGUCCUGUGAGACCCCCAAUAAGAGCACACGGACUACAAAUAUGGCUGUUUGUAGUCCUGUGAGACCCCCAAGAAGACCACAAGGACUACAAACAUGGCUGUUUGUAGUCCUGUGAGACCACCAAGAAGACAAAAAGGACUACGAACAUGGCUGUGAGACCACUAGGAAGAUUACAAACAGCCAUGUUUGUAGUCCUUGUGGUCUUCUUGGUGGUCUCACAGGACUACAAGCAACCCCCCCCCAAGAAGACCACAGGGACUACAAACAGCCUUGUUUGUAGUCCUUUGAGACCUCCAAGAAGACUACGAGGACUACAAACAGCCUUGUUUGUAGUCCUGUGAGACCUCCCCCCAAGAAGACCAAAAGGAUUACAAACAGCCAUGUUUGUAGUCCUUGUCCUGUCAGACUUUCUUUCUUUCUUUCGUCAAAGUAUUUGACUCAUGGAUUGCUGUCGGGAUGCGAUGAUAAUUUAAAGAUAUGAUUUCCCGAAGACGAGCCUCUCUGGUGACGGCUUCGGUUUCCUGGUUUGUUUUCGGGCCGAGCUGCACGGAUCACUUCAGAUUCUGUGCCCGAUAUGUUAAUCUGUGACAUUCCUGACGAUGUUGUUAAGCGCUAAAAAUCCUGAAUGUUUCUGUUGUGCUGGGCAGCUGGAGGCCGCGGGGCUCCGGCUGCCCGAGGGAACCUUCACCUGGACGACGGCCACGCCAACGCAUCGUUCACUCUGUACAUGUAGAUUUAUGCUUCUUGAUCAAAGUGGUUUCUGAGAAUCUUUUGGCAUUCACCGAGUUACUCGUACUUAGGUUUAUUUCUUGGGUACAACAAUUACACGAGUGGUCCAGACCUGUAGCACGAGUCGUGAACGUUUUUAAUUAAAAUAAAGUGUUAUGCCUUAAUCUGAAUGAAUUUGCAGUUUAAAUAUGAUACUGAAAUUAGAUGAAAUAAAAAUAUUUAAGAAAAACUUCA